ACAAGAGGGACACCAACACGCCCACGACGCCGAGCAAAGCGGAUUAAAGUCCCGCAGAGAUGGCAGGGGAGCCAGAGGACGAGAUACCAGAAUCAGGAGCGGUUUUCACUUUUGGAAAGAGCAAAUUUGCCGACAACGCCCCCAGUAAAUUCUGGCUUAAAAAUGACGUCCCCUUAAAGAUAGCCUGUGGGGACGAGCACACCGCCUUAAUAACAGAAAAUGGGAAACUCUUCAUGUUUGGCAGCAACAACUGGGGCCAGCUCGGCCUGGGAUCCAAACUGACGGUGAACAAGCCUACUUGUGUCAAAGCUCUUAAGUCUGAGAAAGUUGAGUUUGUGGCCUGUGGGAGAAACCACACUCUCAUCUCCACAGCCCAGGGGAAGGUGUUGGCGUCGGGGGGGAACAGCGAGGGCCAGCUGGGGCUCGGGGACUGUGAGGAGAGAACGGUCUUCCACAGGAUCGGCUUCUUCGAUUCACGCGGGCCAAUCAAAAUGCUCGCUGCCGGCUCAAACACCUCCGCCGCGCUCACAGAGAGCGGUCAGCUGUUCAUGUGGGGCGACAACACGGAGGGUCAGAUCGGUUUGGGGAAGGAGAGCCACGCCGCGUCGCCACAGGAAGUCAGCGUGGGCCAACCAAUCAGCUGGGUGUCCUGUGGAUACUACCACUCUGCCUUAGUCACAGUUGACGGAGCUCUGUACACGUUUGGGGAGAGCGACAGCGGGAAGCUGGGCCUGGGCACCGACCAGCUGCCGCGGCACCGAGUCCCGCAGCGCGUGAAGGGCGUCAAGGAGCCGGUGACUCAGGUGGCCUGCGGAGGGGGACACACGGUGGCACUCACAGAGGACAACGUGUUCACGUUCGGCCUCGGCCAGUUCGGACAGCUCGGUCACGGGACGUUCGUCUUCCAGUCGCCGCUGCCGCAGCCGGUCCAACACUUCAAGAAGGGACGAGUGCGCCAGGUGGCCUGCGGAGAAAACAACACUGCUGUCAUCACAGACAGCGGUUUGCUAUACACGUUUGGAGACGGCAGACACGGUAAACUGGGCCUGGGAGAAGAGAACUUCACCAACCAGUUCAAACCAACUCUGUGUCCGCGCUUCCUCAAGUACACCGUUCAGGCAGCAACGUGCGGCGGCUGCCACAUGGUGGUGCUGGCCCGGCCCAGGGGUCCGAGCUGCUCCGGUGUGUCUCUGGAGGAAGGCGACGUGACUGAGGAUUACCUGGAGAAGCCGUAUGUGGAGCUGCUGGGGGACACGGCCAACUCCUCCGCCCUGCAGAGGAGCAUCUCUGCCCGGGUCCGCAGGAGGGAGAGGGAGAGAUCUCCGGACCAGUUCGGCGCCAUGUUCCGCACGCUGCCCACCGUGCUGCCCGGCUGCCUCCCCCCGCCGCUGCUCGUCUCCAGCCAGACCAUCCCACCCAGACUGCCCCCGCCCGAGCUGAGCCACAGGAAGCUGCUCAACGGCUCUCACCAACACAGGAGCACAGGGGCAAAGCACCAGGAGCGGACAGGAGGCGAGGCUGACAGCGCUGUGGAGAGCCUGACCGACAGCGCCAGCGUUAAAGGCCUGGGAGAAACCUCCGACUUCCUCAACAUGACACAUGUGAUAAAGAUGGACCCGGGGGAUAAAACUCUCACUCUGGCUCCGGUUCACAAGGAUUUGACAAAAGGAUUUGCUCAGACGUGGAGCAAAGGUGAAGAGAAAGAAGAAGGAGAGGAAGAGGAAGAGGAGGACAGUGUUGACGAAGAAGAGGAUAAUGAUACGUCAGCCGAGACGGAGGGACGGUCCUCGAGUUUGGACGACUGGACAGAGAAGCAGACGGAGGAGACUCAAACCGCUAAGCCCGAAGAGCUGAAAGAAGAAUCUGUCCCCGACGGAGAGCAGAAAGCAGCUGCAAUCAGCGAGCAGGCCGACACCACAGGUGGAGACAAGACAGUCGAUGGCACCAAACCGACCAGUGGGACGGCAGACAGCAACUCCAAAAGCCAAUCAGGCUCCAGCAAAAAGCUGUCUCUCUUCAGGCGGCUGUCCUUCUCCAGGUCCAAGCAGACCAGCGACAGGGACCAACCCCCAGCGCAGGGAGCCAUCAGCGGGGACGCAGCCGUCCGGGGAGAGCCUCUCUCCUCCUCCUCCUCCGCUGCUGCUGCUGCUGCUGCCGGGAGCAGCGAGUCAGAGACAAACAGAGGCGGAGCGCUGUCCGGAGCCAGGGGCCCUCGCUCUGGAGCCUGCACCAUGCUCUGAUCCCAGCAACUUAACCCUCAGGUGGCCUCGGGUAUCUAGAAAAAGGCCACAUUUAAUUUAAAGAGCGCUUUAAAGAACAAACCAAAGUUUGUGCCAAAGUGCUUUACAACAACAUCAUUGAGCAAAAGUAAAAAUCAUGAGACAAAAUAAAUUCGGGCUACAGUUAAUGAUUUUUGAAUAAGUCAAACCGAUUAUCAAAAUAGUUGGCAGUAAAAUUGAAUAGUUGACAACUAAUCAAAUAAGCGAUUAAUCUUUGCAGCUCUAAAGUACAUAAAUGCAUACAAUACCAACAUAGAGUGCUCAGC
Molecule: messenger RNA, 2545 nt
Organism: Perca flavescens (yellow perch)
Lineage: Eukaryota; Metazoa; Chordata; Actinopteri; Perciformes; Percidae
Gene: rpgrb
Product: retinitis pigmentosa GTPase regulator b
Exons: 17
Coding region: 60-2240 (726 amino acids)
Source: RefSeq, a predicted model, not a curated record